This is a messenger RNA of Oxyura jamaicensis (ruddy duck), 713 nucleotides long. RefSeq names its product glycogen phosphorylase, muscle form-like. Lineage: Eukaryota; Metazoa; Chordata; Aves; Anseriformes; Anatidae. Gene Ontology annotation, molecular function: pyridoxal phosphate binding; glycogen phosphorylase activity. Gene Ontology annotation, biological process: glycogen catabolic process. Gene Ontology annotation, cellular component: cytoplasm. The transcript has 4 exons. The record is from RefSeq and is a predicted model, not a curated record. The annotation marks the transcript as partial.
GUGGGGCGCCGUGGGAUGCUGGGGGGUUCCUUGGGGUGCCGUGGGGCUCAGUGGGGCUCGGUGGGGGUCCCCCCGCAGUUCUUCGAGGGCAAGGAGCUGCGGCUGAAGCAGGAAUACUUCGUGGUGGCGGCCACCCUGCACGACAUCGUGCGGCGCUUCAAGUCCGCCAAGUUCGGCAGCCGCGACCCCGUGCGCACCGCCUUCGACACCUUCCCCGACAAGGUGGCCAUCCAGCUGAACGACACCCACCCGUCCCUCGCCAUCCCCGAGCUGAUGCGCAUCCUGGUGGACGAGGAGAAGCUGCCCUGGGACAAGGCGUGGGACGUGACGGUGCGGACGUGCGCCUACACCAACCACACGGUGCUGCCCGAGGCGCUGGAGCGCUGGCCCGUGCACCUCCUGGAGUCGCUGCUGCCCCGGCACCUGGACAUCAUCUACGAGAUCAACCAGCGCUUCCUCGACCGCGUGUACGCCACGUUCCCCGGGGACCACGAGCGGCUGCGGCGCAUGUCGCUGGUGGAGGAGGGCGCGGUGAAGCGCAUCAACAUGGCGCACCUCUGCAUCGUGGGCGCCCACGCCGUCAACGGCGUCGCCCGCAUCCACUCCGAGAUCCUCAAGCAGAGCGUGUGCGUGUCCCCCCCCCCCCCCCCCGCGGGGGGGGGCCCCCGGGGGGGGGGGCCCCCCCCCCAGCCCCCCACCUACGGCAGGAGGGG